GGACGGGCACAGAGCACAGCAGGCCGUAAGCUACAUGUGGCCUGAAGAACGUUCAAUUUUGAUUUGACACAGUCCUCCCCGGGCCGCCCCCCUAGGGCGUUUCACCUGACGUGUUGGGAAUCUGCCCCAUUGCUGUGGGGAGGCAGCGCCCCCUGCUGCCUCCCCAGCUACCUCCCAUCCCCUUGCCCCACAUUCCAGGAGCAGCUGCUGUCCUAUCCCAUCCCUGCGGCAGCAGCUCGGUAGCGCCCCCCACUGGUAACCUGGCCUAGCUCGGGCGGCUCUGUUGCCUGCUGGGAUGUGGCAGCCCUAGCCAGGGUCAGAGCUCCACCCGCCUGGAGCCUAGGCAAAUCGGUCAAAUAUUGACUGUGGGCUGUGCAUCACGCUGAGCUAACGUGGCCAGGCUGGAGCCCCCGGGCUAGUGAAGAAGGCGGGCGAUCGGCGCCAGAAAUGGGCACCGAAUGCUGACCCGAGCAGAUGUUGCCCCCUUUCCCCAGCUUGCGAAUGGGCCGCGAAAUUCUCCGAUUUGUCCCAUCUUGAAGAUUCUUCAUGGAUCUCCCCGUCCCAGGCCCAGCACGCGCCCGAUGGCCCCCAGUCGGGCCCUGUGGGAUUAGCCGGGUCACCGUUUAGGUGACUGGCUGGAAAUUUUAUUCUCGAAUAGGCUGUUUAGAAUGUGGCCUUGGUGAAUAUUCCGGCUCCAAACUGGCUUUUGGAGGGAUGUGCCCUGGGGCGCUCUGGCACUUGGCGGCCCUCGUCUGUGGCCGGGAAAGGGACCGAAGGCGACUGCUUCAGAACUCGCCUUUGAAUUCAAACCAGGAUUCUCAGGCAGUUUGGACUCGGCUCUAAGAGGGAGGCUGGGCUGUUGGGACAGGCAAACCCGGCUGGCAGGCAGUUCAAGCCAAGGGAUCCGCGCAGCCGUGAGCUGAGAUGGUUUCUGUGCCAAUCGCCGCUUUGCCUCUGGAUGCCGAUUCCCCCGGAGCGGAGGAGUGUCUGGAAGAGGACGAGGAGGAGCUGGAGACGAGCGUGGAAGACCCGGAGAACGAAAGCGCCGGGAAGCCGGCCCCGGGGGGGCGCAGCUGCAUCCUCACCCGGCGCGGCAUCACGCUGCGAGUGCUGCUCAAGGACGGCCUGAUUGAGCCGGGGGAGGGCGUGCUCUCCAUCUACUACCUGGGGAAGAAGUUCCUAGGGGACUUGCUGCCCGACGGGAAGAUCACCUGGCAGGAGACGGGGCAGGUGUUUAAUUCGCCCAGCGCCUGGGCCACGUACUGCAAGAAGCUGGUGAACCCGGCGAAGAAAUCGGGCUGCGGCUGGGCCUCGGUGAGGUACAAGGGGCAGAAGCUGGACCAGUGCAAGGCGGCCUGGCUGAAGAAGCACCAGCCCAAUGCCCCCGCGGCCGAGGAGAGUUUGGUGAGCGAAGGGGAGGAGGAGGAGCUGGCCGAGGAGGACGAGGACGAGGCCCGGGAAGGUAAAAUCACCCUCUCGGAGCCUGCGCUUGGCAAGAAACUGGAGGAGAAAAGCAGGAAGCACCAAAGCAAGAGCCUGGUGGAGCAACACAACGCUGAUAACGGGCCCCAUGGGAAGAGACUGGAAAGCAAGAACCGCACUCCCGUCCGUUACUGCACGCUGGGAAGCCGGGACUCUGCCAGGAAUCCGCACACCCUGGUGGAAGUGACCUCCUUCGCAGCAAUCAACAAAUUCCAGCCGUUCAACGUGGCCAUCUCCAGUAAUGUGCUGCUGCUGCUGGACUUUCACAGCCACCUAACGAGGAGCGAGGUGGUUGGCUACCUGGGAGGCAGGUGGGACACCAGCAGCCAAGUGCUGACGGUGCUGCGAGCGUUCCCCUGCCGGACGCGCCUCGGAGACGCCGAAUCGGCAGCCGCCGUGGAGGAGGAGAUCUGCCAGAACCUCUUCAUGCGGGGGCUGGCACUGGUGGGCUGGUACCACAGCCACCCCUUCAGCCACGCCCUGCCCUCGCUGCAGGACAUCGACGCCCAGAUGGAUUACCAGCUCAAGCUGCAGGGCAGCAACAACCGCUUCCAGCCCUGCCUGGCGCUCAUCUGCGCACCGUACUAUCACGGCAACCAAGGCGUGGAGUCCAAAAUCUCGCCCUUCUGGGUCAUGCCACCUCCGGAGCAAAGGCCCAACGAUUACGGCAUCCCCAUGGAAGUGGAGGUCACCUACGUGCAGGACGGGUUUCUCACCAAUGACGUCCUCCAUGAGAUGAUGCUGCUGGUUGAGUUUUACAAAGGGGCUCCGGACCUGGUGAAGUUUCAAGAUACAUGGAGCCAGGAGCAGACCUACUUAGAUAAGCUAAAGGGCUCCCUCGCCUCCAGGACUCCCAAAGAUCAGGGCUUCGCCCACGUCCUGGAACAGAUCUACAGCCUCCUCAAGCAGAGCAGCUGAGGCAAGGCCGGAGCCUGAGUUGCAAUGAACUCAUACCCAGGUGCCUUUCCACCAGGUGGGGCUCAGCCUGGCAGCUCCAAGUUUGAGCCUGGUGCGGAGCUGUCUUAUUAAUCCGGGUUAGCAGGGACGUUGGAGCUACAAGCCUCGAGCAGCUGUUACACCGCAACAAAGGCCUGCGAGUUCGAGCCAUCGUGCAGACGGUAUUGGCGCUGGAGCUCGGGUGCGUUUGCUCCGUGGACCGCCUAGGCGAGUGCUACUCCUGCAAUAGGACGUUGUGGUGUAGCGUGUAGGUCCGAGCGAGAGGGGGCGGGGGCAGGCUCUCUCUGGGUGUAAGUUAUUUGUGGACGUGGUAGUUCUGAUUAAAAAAAAAGAAAAA
Mauremys mutica (yellowpond turtle) is the source of this 2776-nucleotide messenger RNA. RefSeq names its product MPN domain containing (gene MPND). The coding region runs from base 925 to 2400 and encodes 491 amino acids. Gene Ontology annotation, biological process: double-strand break repair. Gene Ontology annotation, molecular function: polyubiquitin modification-dependent protein binding; metallopeptidase activity. Gene Ontology annotation, cellular component: BRCA1-A complex; BRISC complex. The record is from RefSeq and is a predicted model, not a curated record. The transcript has 13 exons. Lineage: Eukaryota; Metazoa; Chordata; Testudines; Geoemydidae.